Messenger RNA from Cryptomeria japonica (Japanese cedar), 609 nucleotides. RefSeq names its product aquaporin NIP1-1-like. Bases 1 to 609 code for a protein of 202 amino acids. Gene Ontology annotation, molecular function: channel activity. Gene Ontology annotation, biological process: transmembrane transport. The record is from RefSeq and is a predicted model, not a curated record. Gene Ontology annotation, cellular component: membrane. NCBI's taxonomy places the organism in Eukaryota, Viridiplantae, Streptophyta, Pinopsida, Cupressales, Cupressaceae. The transcript is spliced from 5 exons.
AUGGAAAAGCAAAGCAGGACACCCUCUUCAGUGGCCGCUGCAGCAGAGUUGGUGGGAACUUUUAUCUUAGUGUUUGCCGGGUGUGGAGGAAUUAUGGUGGAAGCCAGAGAUGAAGUCUUAACUUACGUUGGGGUUAACGCUAUUUUUGGGCUGGUUAUAAUGGCGAUGAUAUACUCUUUGGGACAUAUCUCUGGUGCUCACAUAAAUCCUUCUGCCAGUCUUGCUUUCUCAGCCGUGGUAAGACUUUCUGUUAAGGAGCUGCCCAUUUAUAUUGUAUCUCAGAUUGCGGGUGCCACAGCAGCUGCAGCUCUACUCCAUGAAAUAAUUACAAACACAUCCAUUAAUGUUGCUGUCACUGUUCCUGUGGGAAAUCCUUUUGCAUCACUGCAUGGUCAAAAGGCAGGGAUUGCUGUGGGUGGUAUAGCAGCUUGUAAUGGUUUAUUAGCUGGGUAUGCAUGGACUCUCUCAGGAUGUUCGAUGAACCCAGCAAGAUCGCUGGGCCCUGCACUGAUAGCAGGCAAGUAUAACGAUCUCGGGGUAUAUAUUGUUGGACCUGUUUCUGGUGCCAUUUGUGGAGCUUGGUUCUAUAAGGCUAUUACUAUAGCCUAA